AUGGGCGGUAAAAGUAGUAAACCAUCGAAAGUUGAUCGGACAAAGGUUGAGGAAUUGGAGAGACAACAAAAAAUCCUGAUGAAGCAGAAUGCAGAUUUGGCGAAGCGUUUUGCAGAGCAAGAGGAAGAAAAUCAGCGAAAACAUCAAGAAAACGUUGAGGAGAUGGCCAAAAUGAUUCUGAUGAUGGCAAUGCAAGCUGGAGCACACGAAACUGUUAUAAAGAAAGAAAGCCGAGAGAUCGACAUCGAUGGAGUCACCUAUGAACUUAUGGAAUUCGUCAACCGCGGCGGUUUUGGAGAAAUUCACAAAGGGAAAGUCAAAGGUAAGGGCACAGUCGUUGCCAUCAAAGUCAUGGAUUAUACUCCGGCAUUCGAGCAAGAACUGAAAAAUGAAAUCGAAUUUCUGCGUUUGAUGAAAAAGAUUCCCAUUAAUAAUCAUCCAGUUAUCGAAUACUACGGAAGUAAGCUAACCAAAGAAGGUAUUUUUAUUGCAAUGGAACUUGCAGCAUGUGAUCUUGCAACUUUUUGGAUCAGUAAAAUUAAUGAAGGUGAUGCCCAGGAACUCGCUAUUAUCGGAAUGAUCAUUAUCCUUUAUGUUCUACGGGCAUUGACAUUUCUGGAAAAAUUAAACAUUAUUCACGGGGAUAUUAAACCACAGAAUCUCGUCAUCGUCCCCAAUGAGAAAAGCUUCUCGAUCAAACUGAUCGACUUCGGUACUGUUGAGAAGAUGAAUACGCGUGUUGCACAAAUGACGGUGGAUGUAACCAAAGGUUUUACAUUGUAUUUCGUCUCGCCGGAGUUCUUAAAACGCAACUCAAAAAAUCUAAUUUGCAGACAUUUACACAAGAAGUCAGAUGCGUGGGCAGCCGGUGUGAUGUUCUAUUUACUGUUUUGCGGAGGUAUACCAUGGGACGAUCAGCAAGAUUAUGAAAAUUUUUGUAACGAUCCAGACGCAAGAGAUCCUGUCGUACCGGAUAUUGGUGGUUAUAAAGCUAUCAUUGAGCUCUUAUUAAAGAAAAAUCCCGAAAAAAGAUCAAGUUCUAAAGCAACAUUACUACAAUUGCAAGCCCAUCCAGUUUUCGGAAAGCUUGUUGAAGCCUUACGCCCAAAUUUUGGCCCAGUGGAUGAUGUGUGUAAUAUGAGAGUACCAAACGAUGUUCGUCAAGGCUUAUUGAGACUUGCGCGACCUGGCCAUGUUGCUAGUGAUGAUUCACCAGGGUCAACGUCUGGAGUACGCAUGUCUUGUCGAUACGGUCGAAAUUGUACCAGAAAUGACACUGAUCAUCAGCAGAAAUUCGCACAUCCAGGUGAUUCUGAUUAUCGUGCACCACAAGCUGGUGCAGAAGGAGGCAAACCAGCGUGUCGUUAUGGAGCCGACUGCUUUCGCAAAGAUCCAGAUCAUCUUGAAAGAUAUUCACAUCCGGCAAAAUGUCGCUACGGCUCUGAUUGCUAUAAUAAUGAUCCCGAUCACCGCAAACAGUUUGCUCAUUCUAUGAAAGAUACGAGUCGUACCGUUCGUUCUGAAAAACCAAGAUGUCGGUUCAAUGAAAGCUGUACGAAGCGAUCCGAUCGUGAACAUAUGAAAAGCUUUUUACACGAUUAA
This is a messenger RNA of Adineta ricciae, 1602 nucleotides long. NCBI's taxonomy places the organism in Eukaryota, Metazoa, Rotifera, Eurotatoria, Adinetida, Adinetidae. The record is from the annotation of a GenBank genome assembly.